UGGUCUAAUCAGAUUCAAUGGAUUAUGCUAAGCUAUGCUAAAAGUUGUACAGCCAGACCCAGGGAUUGGCUUAAUGGAUUCCAAAAUGACAUUACACAAACAGCAGAGAUGAUGACAAUCAGUGCAGAAAUGAAAAUGCUGGCGGUCGUCGGCCUUUUAAUCUUCAUGGUUGGUGUGAGCGACAGCGUGAGAAUGACUAAAUGUGAAGUGAAGCAAAAAAUCGAGGCAUCUGGCUUUACUUUACCUCAAGGUGUGCUGAACCAAACCCCCGCAGACCUGCUGGCAAAAAUUGUGUGUCAUGUCAAUCUGACUACUGGCUUCGACACCAGCACGAUUAAACAGAUCGCCAAUCCGAACUGCACCGAUUCACAGUUCAGUAAUCACAGUCGUAAGGGCAGGUCUGCUCGCAUUGGAAACCGUCAAACAUCUGGUAAGGGCAAAGGAUCAUCUGAAGAAGGUUCAGACAGCGUUGAGGACUCCUGUGAUGGUGGAAUGAAACUGUGGAUGCUAUACGGUCUGUUUCAGCUUAGUGACACUGUGGCGUGCAGCACAACUCGCGUUCGCUCCAUGAACCUUUGCGGACUGAGUUGCAGCAAGCUGAUUGACGGUGACAUCAAAGAUGACCUGGCCUGUUUUCAGGUCAUGAUAAAUCAAAUAACGGCAGUCGUCCCCGAUCAGAAAGUGGUGGCCAUCAUUAACCAAAUUAUCGCCCUGAACUACCAGAAAGAUUGUGUCGACGUGGUGGCUUCUUCAUAUUUUGCAGACUGCUAAAAACUUUUACCAACUUCAACCAUCCCAACCAGGACGUGUAUCUGAUACCCAUACUUAAUGUGUUUUAUAGAUCAUUAAAAAUGUUUAAAUGCA
This is a messenger RNA of Misgurnus anguillicaudatus (oriental weatherfish), 864 nucleotides long. RefSeq lists its product as uncharacterized. Gene Ontology annotation, molecular function: lysozyme activity. NCBI's taxonomy places the organism in Eukaryota, Metazoa, Chordata, Actinopteri, Cypriniformes, Cobitidae. The record is from RefSeq and is a predicted model, not a curated record.